Capsicum annuum is the source of this 1295-nucleotide messenger RNA. RefSeq names its product NDR1/HIN1-like protein 13. Gene Ontology annotation, cellular component: plasma membrane. NCBI's taxonomy places the organism in Eukaryota, Viridiplantae, Streptophyta, Magnoliopsida, Solanales, Solanaceae. The record is from RefSeq and is a predicted model, not a curated record. The coding region runs from base 201 to 983 and encodes 260 amino acids. The transcript has a single exon.
GUUAUGUUUUAACAGAAAAAUAUAGCACCAUCUAACGGUUUAAUCACAUAAUAAUAAGAACCAAACUUUCUCAAUCAACCUUUGAUGCCAAUAAUGACCAACUCCUAAUCAUCUCAUGCAAAACAAAAACCAUUCUUCCCAUCAUUUUACCUACCUUUGUGUCCCUUCAAUCCCUUGACAUCCCCGCUCCUCAUUCUGGCAUGGAGGAGCGGUCACCAACUGCCGGUGGCAAAGCCAGAAACCUCCUUUCAUCAGCCACAUCGCUUCGCCUCUCUCUCUCACCUGCUCGCUCACCGGAUCAUACGUACGUUGUCCAAAUCCCUCGUGACCAAGUUUAUCGUGUCCCUCCUCCUGAAAAUGCCAAAAUUGUGGAAUAUCAUCGCCAGCCAGCUACUCAAAAGAAAAGGAAAUGCACAUGUUGUUGUUGGGUCUUGUCCGCAUUACUCCUCAUAGGUAUCAUAAUAGGAAUUAUCGUGUUGGUCAUUCAUACAAUGUAUGCCCCAAAAUGUCCUCAAUUUUCAAUCACUAGUGUCCAUUUUAAGAACGCUACGCAGCCAUCAAAUGGCCAAAAGAAUAAGAGUCAUCCACAAUCACACCCUCAAUUUGAGAUCGAGUUGAAAAUCUUUAACGUAAAUGAGAAAAUGGAUGUUGUAUUUGGUAAGGGAAAUAAUGGGAAGGCAACCCUUAUUUUCAAGAAAAAUGAAAUUGGGCAAGGGAAAUAUCCCUCAAUUUCCCAAAAUCCUAAGGAUUCAACCAAUUCUCAUUUUAAUCUUGAUGCUGGGAAAUUGACUGGUGAUAUUCAAAAAAGUCUUAAUUAUGACAAGAAGCCUAUACCAAUGACUUUGAGCAUUAAUGCACCAUUGGAGAUAACAAGCUGGGCAAAAAAUUUAAAAAAAGAUCUGUCUGUUACGUGUGAUUUCGAUGUUGAAUCAGUGAAAAGUAAAUCCAAGGUCAAAUCAGAAGACUGUCACACUAAUUUCUAAUGCAAAGAAGAUAGAUCGUGAAUGGAAAAUUUUAACAGACAAAGUAAUUUCUUCGUGGUUUAGAUGCAUUUAUUUGAAAUUUAUCACCUAUUUCUCGGUUAAUUUUCAAGCUAGAGUCACACGUGCCUAAUGAUCACCAGUGCUGUAAGUUGUAACCUCUUUUCUUCAAUUCUGUUCUUGUAUUUCUGCCUUUUUUUCCUCCUCAUUUGAUUACCUAAGUUCUUUGUUCUUUUGAAAUUUGGCUGUCAAGUGUUGUAUAAGGUAUAUAACUUGAACUGUUAGAUUGAAUGAAGUGUAAAGAAUUUUACUUUA